AUGCUUUCUCGUCGUUAUUUACGUCGUAGUCUUGUAACAGCUCUUCUGCUACCUAUUGUUAUAUUACUUUUACUUGCUAUUUAUCAAAAUCGCCAUGUAAUAUUCUUUGAAACUUCAUUUGAUCAUCAUGAUCAUGGUCAUCAUCAUGAAGAUCAUUCUGAUUUAUCACAUGAUCAUAUUCCAAAUCAUAAAAUAAGAUAUCAAUUUUCUCCAAAACAAUUAACAACUAAUAGUACUACAUUAUUAAAUGUACAUAUAAAUGAAGAUCAACAAACUAAAAAGUCAGUACAAACUUCUCAAAUUCCUUCUCUUAUGAAUGUGGUCAAUAGCAAUAAUAAUAAUAAGCAAAUUGUAUCAGCAAAAAAUCAAACAUUAACAUUACCUGUUAUAGAAACAAAAAAUCUUCAACGUUUUGUACAUCUUGAUUUAAAAGGUGCUGCACCAAAAGUGGUUUAUUUUGAAAAAUUAUUUCCAUAUUUAAAACAACUCGGUGCUACUGGCUUACUUAUUGAAUAUGAAGACAUGUUUCCAUUUACUGGUCGUUUAUCAAGUAUACAACAUGGUCUUGCUUAUAAAAAGAAUGAUAUUGAAAAAAUAUUACAAUUAGCUGAGAAAAAUAAUUUAAAAGUGAUGCCAUUACUUCAAGUUUAUGGUCAUUUAGAAUAUGUACUUAAAUUAAAAGAAUUUAUGCAUUUACGAGAAGAUACAAAAUAUCCACAAGUUAUAACACCAUGUCUUGAAGAGAGCUAUGAAUUAUUAUUUGAAAUGGUUGAUCAAAUGUUAACACUUCAUCCAUCAAUUCCAUAUCUUCAUAUUGGUUGUGAUGAAGUUUAUUAUCGUUUCAUUCAUCCACAAUGUGCUAAAUAUAAAUUUCGUGAUGAAGCUGAUUUAUUUAUCAGGUAA
Molecule: messenger RNA, 903 nt
Organism: Adineta steineri
Lineage: Eukaryota; Metazoa; Rotifera; Eurotatoria; Adinetida; Adinetidae
Source: the annotation of a GenBank genome assembly